AUGUUAUUUUGUCCAGAUUUUACUAUUAAAUCCUUUUCUCGUGGUUAUAAUGUUCCAGAUGAAGAAAACUUAAUAUUCUCCAAGAAAAUUCAAUUAAUAACAAUAAUAAUAUUAGAUAAUAUUUUUAUAUUUAAUCUUUUGGAACAAUUAGUCUUUCAUUAA
Molecule: messenger RNA, 162 nt
Organism: Dictyostelium purpureum
Lineage: Eukaryota; Evosea; Eumycetozoa; Dictyosteliales; Dictyosteliaceae
Exons: 1
Coding region: 1-162 (53 amino acids)
Source: RefSeq, a predicted model, not a curated record